Messenger RNA from Sphaeramia orbicularis (orbiculate cardinalfish), 10369 nucleotides. It is a transcript of the gene mast4, whose product is annotated as microtubule associated serine/threonine kinase family member 4. Gene Ontology annotation, biological process: cytoskeleton organization; intracellular signal transduction; peptidyl-serine phosphorylation. The record is from RefSeq and is a predicted model, not a curated record. Lineage: Eukaryota; Metazoa; Chordata; Actinopteri; Kurtiformes; Apogonidae. Bases 268 to 7914 code for a protein of 2548 amino acids. Gene Ontology annotation, molecular function: protein serine/threonine kinase activity; ATP binding; protein binding. The transcript is spliced from 30 exons.
CAGAACCUGAAACGGACACACUUUGACCCGGAGAGGAGACCCCAGCCCAACCUGGACCUCCAAUGUCCACAACGAAAAAGGACAUUUUAAUCAAUAUGUCAGAGUUUUGAUAGCGUCGUGACUUUUCUUUUUUACUCUAAGGCUCCGUGUCCUUGUAUUGGCUUAUAUUUAACAUGGUUUCAGGGCUCAGGUGUGUCGUCGGGUCACUCAGGAGGUACGGUUAGCUUAAACGGACUUAUUUUAGCUUCACCGGUACUCGGUUCAGUAAUGGAGCAAGAAUCUUUUCUAACAUCUGGAAGGAGAAGCGUAGAGAGUGAGUCGUCUUCAGGUUCACACACCUUAUCCGAAGGAGGCGACGUAACGGCCGAAGUGGACAUAAAAGUUUACAGAGAGGACGGUAACAACUCGGACAUUGAAGGCGUCACCGAGACAGAGGAUGAGAAGGAAACACAAGGGGGUGAAGACUGUGAAGAUGAAGAUGAAAAGUUGGACAAUAUCCUCUAUCCUCCCUCAACAUCCCUGAGGAAGUGCAGUAAUCCAGAGCUGACCAUUGGAUUAAGUCCUGCUCUCAAGCUUAAACGUCAUCUUAGUGAUGAUGGGAAACACGUUCGCAGAAGGAGCCUGGGUGGUGGUCUCACAGGAAAGUAUCUCUUACUACCCUCCAGUGCCCAGCAGACACUAACAACAUGGCAGCCGACAUCGGAGAUCUCUAACCUGCUUCGUGUGUGCUCCCUCAACCUUGGAAAGUCUGACCCUUCCCUCCCGUCCAGUCCGAAAGAGUUGAGUCUUCCCAGAAGAGGAAGUUUCUGCAGAACGAGCAACAGAAAAAGCCUGAUUGGAAGUGGUCAAUCCUCAGGUUUACCACGACCUCACUCCCCCCUCUCCUCUCUUACAGGAACAAGUCCACAAGACAGUCCCAGAAAUUUUUCUCCUAGUGCCUCUGCUCAUUUCUCUUUUGCACGAAGUCAUUGCCACAGAGCAGAAAGGACUGAUGGUCGCCGCUGGUCACUGGCCUCCCUUCCCUCCUCUGGCUAUGGAACCAACACGCCCAGCUCCACUGUCUCUUCAUCCUGUUCAUCACAGGAGAAGCUGCACCAGCUGCCCUUCCAGCCUACACCCGACGAACUGCACUUCCUCUCCAAGCACUUCUGCACUGAGAGCAUCUCCGGAGAUGAAUGCCGGAGAGCGACGGCUAUGCGACCCCGCUCACGAAGUCUCAGCCCUGGAAGAUCUCCGUCCUGUUAUGACCAUGAGAUUAUUAUGAUGAAUCACGUCUACAAGGAAAGGUUUCCCAAGGCCACAGCUCAGAUGGAGGAAAGGAUUCAGGAGAUCAUCCGCAGUAACUCCCCAGAGAGCGUCCUCCCUUUGGCAGAUGGCGUGCUCGGCUUUGCCCACCACCAGAUAAUUGAACUGGCCCGUGACUGUCUGGAGAAGAGCCGACUAGGACUCAUCACCUCCAGCUACUUCUGCGAGCUCACUGACAAGCUGGAGAGGCUCGUUCAGGAAUCCACAGAGAGGUCAGAAAGCGAGGAAGUGAACUUCAUCAGAGAACUGGUGAAGAAGAUCCUUAUAGUCAUAGCCCGACCUGCUCGACUCCUGGAAUGUCUGGAAUUUGAUCCGGAGGAGUUUUACCACCUUUUGGAGGCAGCUGAAGGACACGCUAAAGAGGGCCAGGGCAUUAAAACGGACAUCCCCCGUUACAUCAUUAGCCAGCUGGGACUCACAAGGGAUCCUCUGGAAGAAAUUGCUCAGUUGACCAGCUGUGACAGUGGGAUUGCAGAAACCCCUGAAACAGAUGACUCUUCUCAGAGCUUGAGUACAGCCUUGCGUUCCAGACGUAAACCCUGUGAACUGGACUUUGAGAUGACAAAACUCAUCAGUAAUGGUGCCUAUGGAGCUGUUUAUCUGGUCCGUCAUAAGGAAACCAAGCAGCGAUUUGCUAUGAAAAAGAUCAAUAAGCAAAACCUGAUUUUGAGAAACCAGAUACAACAGGCCUUUGUAGAAAGAGACAUCCUUACCUUUGCCGAAAACCCUUUUGUGGUGUCCAUGUACUGCUCCUUUGAGACGCGGCGGCACCUGUGCAUGGUCAUGGAGUACGUAGAAGGGGGAGACUGCGCCACUCUUUUGAAGAACAUGGGUCCUUUACCUGUGGAUAUGGCCAGGAUGUACUUUGCGGAGACAGUCCUGGCUCUGGAGUAUCUCCACAAUUAUGGCAUCGUCCACCGGGAUCUUAAGCCUGACAAUUUGCUGGUUACGUCGAUGGGCCACAUAAAGCUAACAGAUUUUGGGCUGUCAAAAGUCGGGCUGAUGAAUAUGACCACCAACCUGUACGAGGGUCAUAUAGAGAAAGAUGCCAGGGAGUUCUCUGAUAAGCAGGUGUGUGGAACUCCAGAGUAUAUUGCACCAGAGGUGAUCCUGAGACAAGGUUAUGGGAAGCCGGUGGACUGGUGGGCUAUGGGCAUCAUCCUCUAUGAGUUCCUUGUGGGCUGUGUGCCAUUUUUUGGAGACACCCCAGAGGAGUUAUUUGGACAAGUAAUCAGUGACGAGAUCAACUGGCCCGAGGGAGAGGAUGCCCCGCCCCCUGACGCUCAGGAGCUCAUCACGUUGCUGCUCAGACAGAACCCUUUGGAGAGGAUGGGCACAGGUGGAGCAGCUGAAGUGAAGCAGCAUCAGUUUUUCCACAACUUGGACUGGAAUGGCCUGUUGAGGCAGAAGGCUGAGUUUAUUCCUCAGCUGGAGUCUGAAGAUGAUACCAGCUACUUUGACACUCGCUCUGAGAGAUACCAUCACCUGGAGACUGAAGAAGAGGAUACGAAUGAUGAAGACUUCAAUGUGGAGCUCCGGCAGUUCUCCUCUUGUUCCCACAGAUUCUCUAAGGUUUACAGCAGCAUUGAUUUGUCCCGUGGGCACCUGGAGGAGAAGGGAGAGACAGAAGAGAAGAAGAGUGAGAGCCCACUGACUGUGGACUCUCUCAGCUGGACGCCAGACUUCGCUGAAAUGCCGUCCUUGUCCCACUCGACAGACACGGACAGUGUACAUCAGGGACUUCGCCCUGGUUUGCUGCCAAAGUUUGCCAUUUCAGCAGAAAGUGAAUGCGACGAAUCCUCAGGCCUCGGCGACCCCAGCAAAGCAUCAUUCUCUAUUGGCGAACUGCCGCAGGAUGAGCCUGAUGCAACCACCCCUGGCAGCACUCACAGUGGAGCCACUCUGUCUGGAAGUUUCUCUGAACAUUUGGACCAGCUGACCCCUAGAGGUGAAGGGAUAGAAAGUCCUGACAGUACCAGCCACACCUCUGCAGACCAGGGGGUUCAGAGUACGUCUCUGCAGCCUGAGAGCAUUGUGCAGAAGAUUGGAGCAGUGGCUAAAGUCCCAAAGUCCGUCUCAACUGGGACACUAUCUCUUAUGAUCCCAGGGGAUAUUUGUGGUGCAUCUCCUUUGCCUAGCCCACUGUCUCCGUACUCCCUCUCCUCUGACCCCUCCUCAAGAGACUCCUCUCCAAGCCGAGACUCUUCUCUCUGUACCACCAACCCACGGCAACCUGUAAUCAUCCACAGCUCUGGGAAGAAGUUUGGCUUCACACUUAGGGCAAUUCGAGUGUAUGCUUGUGAUGGUGACAUCUACACGGUCUACCACAUGGUUUGGAAUGUAGAAGAAGGUGGACCUGCACAUAAAGCUGGACUCAAAGCUGGAGACCUCAUCACUCAUGUAAAUGGAGAACCUGUUCAUGGUCUUGUCCACACUGAAGUAGUGGAACUGCUGCUCAAGAGUGGUAGUAAAGUGGCAAUCUCCACAACUCCCUUUGAAAACACUUCAAUAAAAACGGGUCCAGCCAGAAAGAAUAGUUACAGAAGCAAGAUGGUUCGAUGCGCCAAAAAGCCCAAAAAAGAGAAAACACCAGAAAGGCGACGCUCCCUUUUCCGGCGUUUCGCCAUGCAGCCCUCUCCUCUUCUGCAUACAAGCCGCAGUUUCUCCUCCCUCAACCACUCGCUGUCCUCUGGUGAGAGUCUCCCCGGCUCCCCCACCCACAGUCUCUCUCCUCGUUCCCCUACAGCCGCCUUCCGCCCCGCACCAGAUUUCACCCAGUCAGGUGGAGGUGGGAACUCUUCCCAGAGUAGCUCCCCCAGUUCCAGCGCUCCAAACUCCCCUGCUGGCUCAGGCCACAUUCGUCCCAGCACUCUCCAUGGCCUCGGUCCCAAACUGCCAGGACAAAGGCUUCGUCAGGGACGCCGCAAGUCUGCUGGUAGCAUUCCCCUCUCUCCUUUGGCCCGCACACCAUCACCUACGCCCCAGCCGACCUCUCCUCAGCGCUCCCCCUCCCCCCUCCUCAGUGGACAUUCUGUUGCCAUCUCAAAGACAACACAAGCCUUCCCAGCUAAGAUACAUUCCCCUCCCACAAUCGUACGCCAUAUUGUGCGCCCCAAAAGUGCUGAACCACCUCGUUCUCCCCUCCUAAAACGUGUCCAGUCUGAGGAGAAGCUGUCUCCCUCUUACACAGGAGAUAAGAAGCACCUGUGUCCUAGAAAACACAGCCUGGAGGUGACCCAAGAGGAGGUGCAAGGGGAGGAGUUGAGGCCAGGGGAGCGCGAUUAUACCAUCCUGCAGAGUGUGGAAGAAUCCGCCUGCGAGCCACUGUCAAUCAUCCGUGUCCGACCUGUAGAGCAGGGCUGCUUAAAGAGGCCGCAGGUCACUCGUAAGAUGAGCCGGCAGGAGUCUGUGGAGGACCUGGACAAAGAAAAGCUCAAGUCCAAGGUGGUUGUAAAAAGGCAGGACUGGUCAGAGAGGAGGGAGUCGCUGCAGAAGCAAGAUGCCCUUCGUGAAUCAGACUUCGCCCCCGUAACUGGCGACGACAGGGAUGAAAGCUUUCUAGUCAGGGGCCAGAAUAAACCACAGUGUAGCCCAGAGUCGGGCCCUUUGGAGCCCAAAGCUGCUAGCACUACUCUUAAAGAUGUGCUGUAUAAGAAACUGACCACACGUGUUUCUGAAGGCAUGUCUGAACCUGGUGGCAGCAGUGAUGGAGAAUGUGGCUUCAGAUCAACACUCUGCUCUAUUCAUCCAGAGUGGCAGCACAACAGGACAAGUAAAGACAAUAUGAAGCCAGACAGGUUGGACUUCAAAGCUCCUAACAUUGAGUUCACCCGGAAGAGGUUAUCAUUUGAAGAACGAGAGGACUGCAUGUGUCGGUUAUCGUCCAGCCUCCACGAGAACCUCCACUUCGGCUCCACCAGGUCUAAAAGCCUCCAGCUGGACACGGCUAUGUCUCAUGAUCACAUUAAGGCGGGGCUAGGAAGUGUUCACAGCAGCCCUGAAGGUUUGGCCCCCAAGCUUUUCUCUGGCAGAGGAGAGAGUGCUGUGGAAAAACUCCAGCUCAUCUCCUCCACAGAGUCUCCACUUCGGAAAACAUCAUCAGAAUAUAAACUAGAAGGAAGACAUGUUUCCUCUCUCAAACCUCUGGAGGGAACCUUGGAUAUAGGCCUCCUCUCAGGGCCAAGAGUCUCUAAAACAGAAACCUGUUUAUCCAAGAUGGCAGAGAAAACAAGUGACUCUAUUUCUGUGAGCCCUCCAAUUUGGCUCCAGAGCCCUAUUGAGAGACACAUAACCAUUCCCCACCUCAAAACUACAGACAAGCCGAAGAGCCCCCUGGCUUGUUCCCCAAGCCCAGAGGCUGUUUGUUCUCCAAGUAGUAUAGCUGUCUCUAAAGAACAAGAGUCAAAUAACACAGCCGUAGAGGGGAAAAGCAGCACAGGUAGUGAGAAGACACAGGACAGACAUCAUGAAUCAUUAAAGGCCCCCGUCAUUAAAGGAGAAAACUCUACCUUUACUCUUAAACAAGAGAGCAGGACUGCUAUGAAGUCCACUUCAUCACUGGCCCAUGAACACAGAGGCCCUCGACACAGCUCCCACUUCUCCUCAUGUGGAAAAACACCUUCCAUACGGGAAGUCAGCAAUGAAGACCAGGACGAUGAAGUGGAGCUACAGGAAGUCACAGCACACACUACAUCACAAAACUCUGACAGCUCCAAGACAGACGUCUCUUUGACUUCAGCAAAGCUGGAGGUAGACAUAAUAACUGUUCUGGCACCUACACAAAUGGAGACUUCAGCUGCGGCGGUCAGUGAACCAUUACCUGUGGCAGUGACGCAAAGUAUAAACUCUGGUUUGGAUACAACUCCACUUCAGAGCUGUGAGGCACCAGUUACUGCACCGAAGUCAAACAUGGCCUCUGUUUCUAAGGUGAAUGUACAGAAAGACUCUCCAUCUGUACAAGCUCCAGAGGAAGUGCAACCACUUCUAUCCAAACAACUUUUGAACAUCUGCUCUUUAAAUAAAGAACCCCAGGUUUCUGUCACAACACCAGCAUCUGGUUCUGUAAAUGAAAAUAAAAUCUGUACUUCAAAAUCAGAGGGUCAGGACAACAACGAAAUGCCUGUUAGCAGACAGGGUGUACAAAUGACGAGCACAGCUGUGAAAGACAUUGGUGACACCAGUGGCUCAGGCUCUAAAAAAGACAUGAAGACACAGUCCACAGUUCCAGCGGUGAAUGCAAACCCAAUCACAGAGAAGAAAGAGGAUGUUUCUAAAGGAGCAGUGAACAUUGCAUCCUCAUCUAGUAAUGUUGCAGAAGUUAUACUAACUGUAAACAAAAAGAAGAUUAACACUGUGUCUGUAGGUGCAAUAGAGAGCAGUAAUAUAUUGCUGCAAAAGAGUGAGGAUCCCACAUCACCAAAGACAAUGAAUAAAAGCAGUGUGAAAAAUUCAGAGCAACUGGUACAAACAAACUGUCCAGCUGAAAAAGCACAGUAUAAAUCACCUGCUUCAGAAAAUUGCACUUCUAAAAAAGAAGAAUCUGUUAUUGUAAGAGAAAACACUGUGGCCCCUACUGCAAAGCAGAAAAGUUUAGUUUCAACCAUUGCAAAUGAAAAUGUUUUUAGUCCUAAAAGUAAAACAAAACCUGACCCACAGCCUGCACCUCACACUGCUGUGAAAACAGAGACAAAAACACUUGAAGUGAAGUCUCAUAGUACACCUCCUCCUGCCACAGGGGGCAAAGGCAGCCCAAAUGGAAAACGGAGAGAUCAGCCGAAAGAAGCACUGUCCGUUACUUCAGCCUCUGGGAAAACCCACGAGCCUGCACACAAAGAAACAUCAGCGGUUUCUAAUGUGAAGCGGGAUGUACCAGUGCAGCUGAUUCACUGUCCCCCUCUGUCUGAUAUGAAGCAAAGAGAAACCCAGCCUAAAGCUUUUGUAGCAAGCUCUGUAAUAAAAGACCACAUGGACUCGAAGCCAAAAUCUGCCCCUGCCAAAACCGUCAGCUCACCUGUACCCCUGAAACCCACUGUAGCUCAAACCCCUGUCAUUAAACAAAGCCCUGAUGCCAAACACAAAGACCCCUCACCCAAAACCCAGACUCCACUUCUUAAAGACUGUCAAGACUCUAAACCAAAAGAUGUUGCUUCACCUCUUAAUGCACCUCAGCAUCACAGGAAGGAGCCUCUGUCCCCGUUCGACGUCCCGGUCCAGGGUGAUCCACCUCCGGUGCUGCCAAAACCAGCGCUGAAGAAAGAACCGCACUCGCAGAGCAGUGGAGCUGUCCCAGUACGUGUCGAGACCGGAGUCAAGGUAUCCAAGGAAGCCCCCAGGUCUGAAGGACUGAAACCAGACGGUCACAAGGGCCCUGGAACACACGAAACCAGAACCACUACCACCACUGCUGACAAGCAGGUUUCCUCCAGCCGCAAGGACCAGGCUGACAGGAAGAAAAAAGACGCUGCUCAAGAGGUCACAUCUGUGCAGAAAAACACAAAAAGAGACACAUCCAAAGCUGCUCCUCCUGCACAAAAAGACACCCCAGAUAAAGACACUGGCAGGAGCAAGCAGCAGAAGGAGUCGCCACGGAGCUCUAGCAACAAAAAGUAGAAGGGUGUUUUAAAGUAAACGCUUCAGAGAAUUUAGAUUUAAUAAAAUGUUAGAAAUGGUUUGUGCAGACAUCAUCAUGCCUUCUCUUUUCCUUUGAGGACCGGGCAAGCUGUUACAUUGUGAUGCUGAAUCAGAUGUAGGUGUGUGUGUGUGAAUAAGAUGACAUAUGUAACUGUAUCUAGGUCUGAAUGUAGGCAAUCAUUUGCUGAUUCUUUUUGGUGUGUCUGUUUUUACUUAGAAGAAUGUUUGUUUGAGCGUUAUAUUUGAGAAUGCUUUGUGCAAUCAGUAUGUCAGGGUCAACAGGGAGGAGCCUUACAAAGGUUGGGAUGUACUGUAGUCAGUGCCAUAAAUGAUGUUGAAUUGCACUCUUUAACUUGUAGACAUGGAGGACCUGAUGUUGAAGGCGCUGUUCUUGUAAUGCAGUAAACCGCACAGUUUGGCUUAGCAACUUGGCUGUGGUGAUGAUGCCGACUCACACGGUUGUAUCACAGUGGUUUCCGUUCAGUGUAAUCAGACUGUGAAUUCUCAUUGAGUUGGGGUCUGUGCAGUGGUACACGAAGGGAACGCACUACAUCCCGUGCUUCUCCCCUAAAUCUUUAAAAAUAGUGAAUCACAAUACGGUUCUACAAAUCAUAAAUUAGUGAAGGGGCCUUAGAAUUCUGGGAAAUAAAACUUGCUGUUCUUAGCAAGGUGGGGUGUAAUUUCACAUUCCUCUGUCAUCUGUACAUAUAUUUUUGAUUUUUAUGCAAUAUGGUGUAAAUAUGAUAACACUGUAAAACGGGGAUACAUGGGCUUACAUGAUUGUUGUUUGUAUUAUAUGUAUAGAUUUUGCAGUGUCAUGUUUGUAUGCUCAGUAUUACAGAAUCAUGUUCUGCUUGAUAACUCUGUGGUCUGAAGUAAGCUAAAGUGAUGUAUCUUGUCUAAUACAUCCUCUUUGUGACUUUAAACAUGUUUUCACAUGUUCCAAAUUAACUUGAAGAAAAACAAAAGAAAUGAGGGGGUAACUGGGCUGUUAAAAAAAUGUAGCAUCAUAUAAGAAAACUGUGAGGGCUGUCGGCUUUUCCCAAGAAUGUCUUUAUUGUUGAGGAUGUAUCUGUUUGCUGACUUUGGUCUGACGAAUGAUGACUGUGUAGAAUAUGACGCAUAGCGUAGAGAAGAUGUUUUGUUUUGAUUGAGAUGAACCAGCAAGGCUGCAUUUAAUUUGCCAAUAAGCACUGCGGUGGAUUAUGUCCAUGUGUGCCCAGAAUGAUCUCAGAUCAAUCAUGUGACUCACAUUAGGUCUAUAAAAGUUCAUGUCCUGUACACAGAGUGCUACCGUCAGGAUUUUUAAGGCACUUUGACUUUAGGCUUUGGUCUCUGUGUUAUUCGAGUCACGUGUUAGUGUUUAGAUCUCAGAGGACUCGUCAUGAUGAGCAGCACCCGGAUUAAGAUUUUAGACGACAAAUGCAUAGUAAAGUUCACCUUCACUGCGUAUUUUUGAUGUUAAUGUGCAAACACUGGGUACUAUAUAGGCUGUGUCUAUACUUUAGAUGCCUUUAAAUUGCAAAGCCCUACAUGACAACCAGAAAGUAGCCUAGGACACUAAGUAUGUAAUGCAGUAUUUGCUCCUUUGUGCUGGCUGUAGGAAAACAAUCUUAUCUUAUACUUAUACUCUACAUUAAAGAGUCAGACAGAAUUUCAUUUAACUUCACACAUAAUGCACCGUAGUUUAUAUAAAAAUGGCUUCCAAGAAUGACACUGAAACGCGAGAUUGAGCGCAAAGAUUUUAAUGUUGCAGAAUCUGAUGUUUACUCGCAUUAGAUAUUGUAAAUGUAUUGCUAAUGUAUUAUGAGAGAACAAAUGCACCUUAAUGUUUGCCAAACUUCAGUUCAGAGGGUUAGGAAGAGAGGCGGACUGGAACUGAGAAAGAUUUAUUCAUUUUCCACUCGUCCCGGCUGCAGAUCGAAAUUAAUCACCUGAUAUGUUUUUAACAAUUAAACAUUUCCCCCCAACACACCCCCCCUGUGAUAACUGACAUAUAAAUCCUAAUAGCACAUUCAGUGUUUGUUUACAAAAAAAUCAUGGAUGUAUAUUUUGUACAUUGUUGAUUUGCCAAAUCUAUGUUCUGUGUCACAGAUAAUGUUGUUUAUAGUAGUGUGUGACUCUGUUCCUUCGCCACCAGGUUGUUUAAUAACAACAUUCGUUUGUGCAGUAACAAAUGUCUUUACAAAUGUCAGGUUCUUCUUUGUCUGCUUGUCUUUUCAGUUUCCUUUACCCCCCCUAGUAUUAGAUGAACUCGCUUACGAUGGUUUGUCGUCGUUUGUUUGUCUUUUAGAAUAUGUGCAAUAAAAGUGUUUUGAGUUUUGUAUUUUGCCCAAGGAAAGCUCUAUGGAUGUCAUAGAUGUUGUAUAUUAAAAAAGAUAUUUAUACUUAUAAUGUUGCGUAAAACUGAAAAUAAAAUGAAUAUAUAAAUUAA